UCAUCUUCAGAUCCAGCACUUUCAAGCGUGAAGCCGCAAUACCAUCGAGCAAGAUGUCUUCAACAUAAAUCUGUCACAGCAAGCGUCAGGACAAGGAAACGUUGUCUAAAUUUGUCACAUUGAAUAAAGUUCUGUCUUCAAAACCAGCAUUUUCAACUGUGAGAUUCAGAUCAACUGGACAAUAUGUUUUAUGCUUGUAUAUCAUUUUGCUUCAUUGUAUAAAUAUAAUUAUGCUUUAUUAUGAGUUAAAUAUUAUGAUGUAGGGUGAAUUCAGGUUGAUUGGGACACUUUCCAAUUCAUUUCAAUGGCAAAGUGUCCCAAUCAACCUGAAUUCACCCUAUAGGAUAUAUAUUACUUUUAUGAAGAAAUUCUUUACAUGUUCAAGCAAUUCUUAUUAUAUUUCAUUAAUUUAUUUUUUGUAGAGAGAUCCAUCUCAUUUGUUUACAAUUUGUAUUUGUUUCAUCACUUUAUUGUCCAUUUUUAUUGUUACAUCAAAAAUAAAUAAAUGCCUAAUAUUUAACCCCACACAUGACAGAGGGAAUGAGACGGCCGUCUGUCUACAUCAGUAACUGUUUUACCCUUAUUUUCUUUUAAUAAGUUGUUUUAUCGAUGUUUUCAUCGCGUCUCGCGAUGAUGACGUCAGCGUCACUAGCGCGCGCCUUCCUUCAGUCUGUCGAGUCUUCUGAGAUCUGCUCCUCCCACUGCAAUUCUGAGAUCCAGAACACUGCAGAAUGAAACACACUGAAGAACAAAGAGACGUGAUGCUGGAGAAUGAGGAGAGUGAAGAGGAGGAGAAAUAUCAUGUCAAAACUGGAGAUAAAACAAUCUCACAGACUGAAAGUGUUUCUUUACUGAAAAGAAGAGACAAGAAACGUUUCACCUGCCGUCAGUGUGGAAAGAGUUUUACAUACAAAAAGUGUCUCAGGGAUCACAUGAGGAUCCACACUGGAGAGAAACCGUUCACAUGUGAUCAGUGUGGAAUGAGUUUUAGGCAACAAGGAACCCUUAAGGAACACAUGAAAAUCCACACUGGAGAAAAACUGCAUCAGUGUGAUCAAUGUGGCAAAACAUUUGUGAGGGCUUCAGGCCUGAAGAUCCACCUGACGGUUCAUUCACAGGAGAAACCACAUUCAUGUUCAUUGUGUGGAAAGAGUUUUUCAUUACUGCACUGUUUAAAACUACAUCAGAAAAUACAUACUGGUGAAAAAGCGUAUGUGUGCUUUGAAUGUGGGAAGAGUUUUAUAAGAGCUGGACAGUUGAAACUGCAUCAGAGAAUUCACACUGGAGAGAAACCUUACAAGUGUUCACACUGUGACAAGAGAUUCAAUCAGUCAGGAACCUUGAAAGCACAUGAGAGGAUCCACACUGGAGAGAAACCGUAUCACUGCACUGCAUGUGGGAAGAGUUUUAACCAAUCAUCUGCUCUACGCAGUCAUACAAAACACAAUCACAGUAAGUAAAUCAUCUUAAGAUCCAGCACUUUCAAGUGUGAAGUGACAGGACAAAGAAACUUCAUCUAAAUUUGUCAUAGUGAAUAAAGUUCAUCUUCAAGACCAGCAGCUUCAACUGUGAGAUUCAGAAAAACUCAAAGCUUCAAUCCUGUAUAGUCUUUGUUUACACUUUUAUGAAGGAAAGUAGAAGGUUUUUACAGGUUCAAAGUGUUCUUGUUCAGGAAACUGAAGACGAGGCUGAUUUACUUUUUAACAUUCUUUGUUGUUGUUUAAAUCAACUAAUUAUUCUUCCUGUUAAAGUGUAUUUAGAAAAUGCAGAUGUAGGGUAUACUGUCAUGUAGUUGUCAACUGUCCUUCACUUACCGUCUUGAGAUCAGUGGUGUAACUUUGUUUUAAAAAGUGUGUGGAUUAGAAAUGUGUGUGUGUGGGUGUAUUGUAAUUGUAUCAUUACAAUAAUAAAUUCACAAAAGUUAUUGACAUAGA
This is a messenger RNA of Megalobrama amblycephala (Wuchang bream), 1934 nucleotides long. RefSeq names its product gastrula zinc finger protein XlCGF49.1-like. Lineage: Eukaryota; Metazoa; Chordata; Actinopteri; Cypriniformes; Xenocyprididae. Gene Ontology annotation, molecular function: RNA polymerase II transcription regulatory region sequence-specific DNA binding; DNA-binding transcription factor activity, RNA polymerase II-specific. The transcript has 3 exons. The record is from RefSeq and is a predicted model, not a curated record. Gene Ontology annotation, cellular component: nucleus. Gene Ontology annotation, biological process: regulation of transcription by RNA polymerase II. The coding region runs from base 732 to 1460 and encodes 242 amino acids.